Messenger RNA from Pundamilia nyererei, 11526 nucleotides. RefSeq names its product tet methylcytosine dioxygenase 3 (gene tet3). Gene Ontology annotation, cellular component: nucleus. Gene Ontology annotation, biological process: positive regulation of transcription by RNA polymerase II; chromosomal 5-methylcytosine DNA demethylation, oxidation pathway. The transcript has 10 exons. Gene Ontology annotation, molecular function: DNA 5-methylcytosine dioxygenase activity. The record is from RefSeq and is a predicted model, not a curated record. The coding region runs from base 891 to 6773 and encodes 1960 amino acids. NCBI's taxonomy places the organism in Eukaryota, Metazoa, Chordata, Actinopteri, Cichliformes, Cichlidae.
AUAAUGUGCCCUAUGGUCUCUGGCCCCUCCCCACCAAUAAACCCAGUGACCCUCAGUGGACUGUGUGCAUACUAGUGUGUACUCUGUGUGUGUGUGUGGAGAGAGUGGAGAGAGCUCAUUAAAGCAUGCCUCUGCAUUUGUUGACAGUUGGUGUGCAUGCACUGGAGCGUCUGCGUGCAUGUGAGCAGUUUGGAGGGGGGGCAGGAAGUGAAAGAUAAAGAGAUGUGGAGCAAAAAAAAAAGAGAAAGGGAAGGAGGGGGUGCACACAGUGUGUCAGAUCCGAUGACCUUGAUGCCAUUAGAAUGCGGGACAAUGUGUGCUGGGGAUGGGGGCGCACAGAGGUGGAUAGAGGAAAUGGAAUCAGCUGACAGGAAGUGAUGUUAGGAGAGGCAAAGGACCCUUGUGUCAUGCUCCUGUGAGUUUGGUCACUGCUGGAAACAAAUGUUUUUUUAAAGCACGUUUAACAGUGAAAUCGCAAGAAUUCAACUCCCGGACUGCCUGAAAAGCAAACAUUUUGUUCUCUGUCGGUAUGCUUCAUUCACGUACACCUCCCACUAGCGAGGUGCUGACAAAAAAAAAAAGCAAAUUGAAAAGCUCGUUUCACUGUUUGAGGGUUCUGUGUCAGGACUUCGUUGAAAAGAAGAGGAUGACUCAAGCUUUACUCAUAAGCGAGCACACACACUGCUGCGGAUGGACUUUUGUUGUCAGUCAUCCCUCCUACAACCUAGACCUUUCCUCCGUGCUGCUGAGAAAAAGAGCGAGAGCCUGAGAAUUAAGAGGGGGAGAGAGAUGAGGGCGUGCAGUAACUCAUCUUGGAUGAUAAAUGUGACUACACCGUGAAAUGAAGUGAUCGAUGAGGAGUCUUUGUUACCUCUCCUGUGUGUCUCUCAAUGCCGAAUUACAGGUUUACCACUGUUCACAAAGUUACUUCAGUGGAUGGCCCCAGAAGUGGAGGCCAGAUGGAAAUUGGGUCACAUGACCGCCUCCAGGAAGGCGCGCUGAGCCUGGAACUGGCCAAUGGGGUGAAUCAGUACCCUAAUGAUGGUGAGCCAUCUAUAGAAACAGAGCAGCAGUGUGCAGAAAGCGUGCUGCCAAGGCAGUGCUGGGUGCCUGGACAUGGCAAGGUCAGCGACACCCAACAACAGCAAACGUGUGGUGCAACCCCUGCUGAACCUGUACACCAUGCAGACAUGGAGGAUGCUCACAAUCUGGUGGCUUUUUCUGCUAUUGCUGGCUCACUGCCUCAUUCUUCCUCCUCUUCCUGCCACCUCUUGCAGGCUACUACAGCCUAUUUGUAUGAGAAGUUUACCCAGGAAACAGGCGCUGGGAAGGCUCAAGCUAGAAUCUCUGCAGGGGCUCCUGAGGGUAGCUGCCCACCUUCAGAAGACCUGGAGACCUUACAGAAAGCACUGAGCCAAGCAAAACAUGGACGCAAGCCUCCCAAUUGCGACUGUGAUGGGCCUGACUGUCCAGACUACCUUGAAUGGCUGGAAAAGAAGAUAAAAUUAGCAACCAAUGAGGAUCAAGGCUCCCACAAACUGGUUGAUACUCCCUUACAUUUACAACCUCACAUAGAGCAACCCCAUUUGCUGCAUCACUCUCAGACCUACCAACAAGUAAAUGGUGGCCACCAUCUGUCUAUUUCAUGCUCCCAGCAGCAACAGGAAAGCCAAGGCCCUCACCCAGAUCAAGUGCCCUGCUCCAAACCACCGAUUCCUUGCUCGCCACAGGUGCUCUCCAUAGCCAAGGAGAAGAACAUCAGUCUUCAGACAGCCAUCGCCAUAGAUGCUCUGACACAGUUAUCUGGUACUAGCCCACAAACUGCCUCUUCCCCAGGUCAAACCCCCUACACAAAUAACCUCCAUCACCAUCAACACAACCAAAACACUGCAUCUCAGCCUCUUAAUGGCAUUGGCAUGAUCCCAUCCUCUUCUGGCACCUACUCAUCUUCUUCACGCUCUCAGUCUGUCCCUCCAGGACUACAAACUAGCCAGCAGGCCCUAGAGUCAUGUGAGCGCCACAGACCCCAAUCCCAGGGCCAUCCGCCCCAUGUUACCCCUGUCCAGUCCUCUACCUCUCCCUUCCCGUGUCAGGGAAAACCACCAGGCUUCAACCCGAAUCCCCUGCAGUGGCAGCAAGCCUCAGGCACAGGAUCUGAACACAGAAAUCCAUGGAUGUGUGUGAAGUCUGAGCCUCAGUCUCACCUUGCCACUGCACCUCAUAGUAGCUCAGACCCCAUGUCAGAGCUCAAACAGCUGCUUGGUGACACCAGUAGCAAGUUUAGCAAAAUUCCUUUUAAGCUUCCAGCUUCGCAACAACUUAGCUUGAACCAGAAUGGGACUGUCCAGGCCCAGGAUAACCCGGCAUUGGUCAGGAUAAAACAAGAGUCAGACUCUGCUGACCACUAUCAUCACCCUGCCUCCAUGGGACAUUAUGGUAUGGCUAAUGGUCAGCACCAGGGUCAGCACUACCCUGGCACUCCCCUCUCUCCUGGCCAAGCAGCCAUUAGCCACUCCACUCAGGCAGCUCUACAACAGCACCUUCACUACAAGAGGAAUCUUUUCUCAAACCACCCCUCUGGCUUUGGAGGCGUUGGCCCACGUGGGCCUCUGGCUUGCCAAAAUUUGAAAAAAUGGUGGCCACAGAUGGAUGCAGAGGCCCUGUCACAUCUGGCCAUCAAACAGGAACCCAAGAGGAAAAAAAUCAGCCAAGGAUCUCCUGGUCUUAAAGCUAUGACUGAGACGUUUUUGGGUCCUCCCCUUCCCAAACCCAAACAGAUAAUCAUCAAGAAGCCCAAACAGAAAGCCUCCAUGCCAACCUUUCUGCCUCAGACUCAGAUCACCACACAGAAACCACCAGUCCACAUGAUGGACAGAUCCGCACCCCUGGCCAAACUGCAACUAGGUCCACUUGACCAACUGCCCCUCCACAGUAACUUCACUCAGGCUGCUGCUGCUGCAGGCCUCCCUGCCCCAGCCCAAUCUCAGGUAUCCAUUUUCAAUUCCUCAAUGACACCCACUUCCACUGUUUCUGUUCCAUCAGAAAACACUCCAGCCCAGCUGGGCCCUCUACUCCCACCUGUGGGCCUUGCAGCUCACAAUAAGUCAGAAGAGAUGGGCAGCCUGGCCUCCAGUAAUACCAGCACCAUGACACCUAUGACCUCCACAUCCUCACCCAGCACCUCAAAUGUACCAAGCGUCUUUAACUUGGACCCGAAGUACGAAGAGUUGAUCCGCCAGUUUGAGGCUGAAUUUGGGGACUCAGUUCCAGAUGUAUCUGCCAGUCAGCCCGUGGAGGAGACUGCUACAGCCCCAAAGUCAGGGAAUGAAUCCCUGAGUAGUCCUCAGGACCUCAGUCCUGCAUCAUCAUCCACCUCCCAGCCACUUCCCUUAAUUUCCACAAGUCAACCCACCCCCACACCUCAUCGAGAUCAUCAGAUGGGAAUGAGCAAAGAUGAGUCCAGGACCCAAAGUGAGGCAUCCUUGAGCCAGGCAUCUACAGAACGGCCUAUGGAGAUGCAGCACAGGGAGUCUGUUCAAGUUCCUCUGAAACAGGAAGAUAUAGUGGAGAGGCAGCAGCAGUCCAGAGUGGUGCAGGAUACUUUUAGCAUGCCAGCUUCUCCGCUGUCAAAACGAAUGAAAAUUGAAUCCUCGGGUGAUAUAACAGUAUUGUCCACCACCUGCUUUUCUGAGGAGGACACACCAACUAAGGAAGGUGUGCCCUCUUCACCAUCUCUCAAAGGCUUCUUGGACUCUCCUUUACGCUAUCUUGACACACCCACUAAGAGCUUGCUAAGUACUCCUUCCAAGGAUCUUCAGGCAGAGUUUCCCACCUGCACCUGCGUGGAGCACAAAAUUGAAAAAGAUGAAGGGCCCUACUACAAUCACUUGGGAUCUGGACCUACUGUGGCCUCCAUACGAACCCUGAUGGAGACAAGGUUUGGAGAGAAGGGGGAAGCCAUCCGGAUUGAGAAGGUGGUUUACACAGGCAAAGAGGGAAAGAGUUCCCACGGAUGUCCUAUUGCUAAGUGGGUGAUCCGUAGAGGCAACGAGAAAGAGAAGCUGCUGUGUCUGGUGAGGCAACGUGCAGGCCAUCGCUGUGACAAUGCUGUCAUCAUCGUCGUCAUUAUAGCCUGGGAAGGUGUACCGAGGGCCCUGGCUGACCAACUGUACAGAGAGGUCACAGACACGCUCACCAAACAUGGCAACCCCACCAGCCGACGCUGUGGCCUCAAUGAGGACCGUACUUGUGCCUGUCAAGGCAAGGAUCCUGAAACUUGUGGUGCUUCCUUCUCUUUUGGUUGCUCAUGGAGUAUGUACUUUAACGGCUGCAAGUACGCACGAAGCAAAAUGCCGCGAAAGUUCAGGUUACAGGGAGAACACCCUGAAGAGGAGGAAAAACUCAGGGAUAACUUCCAGCAUCUGGCAACUGAGGUGGCUCCUGUGUACAAGCAACUAGCACCACAAGCCUACAGUAACCAGUGCCAGACAGAGUCCAAAGCUCCUGAAUGCAGGCUGGGCUUGAAGGAAGGCCGUCCAUUCUCUGGAAUCACUGCUUGCAUGGACUUUUGUGCUCACGCUCAUAAGGACCAGCACAACCUGUACAAUGGAUGCACAGUGGUGUGUACUUUGACAAAGGAGGACAACCGAACAGUGGGAGAAGUCCCAGAGGACGAGCAGCUCCACGUGUUGCCUCUUUACACGUUAUCCCCGACAGAUGAGUUUGGCAGCGAGGAGGCCCAGAACCGCAAGAUGGAGACAGGAGCUAUCCAGGUGCUUAACGCUUUCCGCCGUGAGGUGCGCAAGUUGCCCGAACCUGCCAAGUCAUGCCGACAGCGCCGACUAGAGGCAAAGAAGGCUGCCUCAGAGAAGAAGAAAAAUAAACUCAUCCAGCAAGCAGGAGAGACGCCGGAGAAGACGGGGAUCAAAGCCGAGGUCUGCAUUAGCAGUUUCCCUCAACCCCAAGGCAAUAAAGCAAUUAUAAAACAAGAGGUGAAGCCCAACAUCAAAAAGGAACCCUUAAACGGAUCGAUAGAUGGAUAUUCUGUGCAAGCAGUAGACCCAGUAAAUCCCAUGUAUACAAACCCCGUCUUCUAUGCAAGGGGAGGCCUCCCCACAACUGGCCAGCCCUCUGCACCUGAUACAGUAAAUGGUUUCCACACCAGUUUGCCCCCAAUGGAUUAUGCCUACUACAGGUGCUCACCCAAUACACUUUUCCCCCCUGUACUGAGGACCUAUGAGGGUCGAAAUGGCUCUUCGCCCAGAGCUGGCUGUAAAGCUGUCCAGGUAGAUCAGAAGCCUGACAUUCAAAACUUUCAGUCCAGGGUGGCUCUUUCCUGCUCCAGCCAAGCAGAGCAAACCAACCAACCAAAUCACACGACUUACACCCAGGCCCCAGUUUAUAGCCAAUCCCGUCCUUCCUCUGCCUCCUCUGAGUCCUCCAACAGAGGCACGCCGGUCAUCAAACAGGAGCCUAUGGAUGUGCCAGUCUACGAAGGCACGCUUCCGAACCAGGUUGGAGCCAACACAUCAAGAAGCCCCUCGCAACCUGUGACCUGGCCUGGGCACAAGCUUAAUGGAAGUUUUAUUCCCACCACUUGGGAUGCCCAUCAGAAGCAUAAACAAAGUUCCGAGGCCUCAUCGGAGAAACAGCAGCAGUUUCACCAGCAUCUCCAGCAGCGGCAGGCCUCUCCUUACCCGCAGCAGUGGUCAUCCUUCCUUGGCUUAAACACUAUGAGGGCUUCCCCUGCCCCAUCACCGUCACUCCAGGUACCUCCCUCUCCAUGUCCAUCCCCUCAGCUAGGCACAGUGGUCCAAGGUAACAUACAUCAAUCUUCCCCACGCCCUGGCACUCCACGCCCAAGCACCCCUCACCCAGUAACCCCACAGCCCGGUGUCUCUCACGCAGGCCCACUUACACCACGGCCAAGUACCCCACAUCCAGGCACCCCCAGGCACUGGGCGAGCCCCGUUGCUAGCCCACAGCCGCAAACAUGGGGCAUGGGGCCUUAUAGCCCUGGUAUGAAGCACAGCAAUCCUGCAGGGGCCUAUCCCGACAAGAUCUGGUCCAAGACUGGAGAAAGUCGGUGUUCCACUCCGGUUGGGCCCCAGGAAAAGGCCUGGAAGUCUUUUGGAGGUUCUGUGGCAAGUAACACCCCUUCCCCUGCUCCAGAGGGUCGCCUCUUCCCCGAUGCCCUGCAGCAAUCAGAUCAGGCCUGCUACACGCCCAGCCGAGCAGAGAGCGACGUCGAGAGCACCAAGAAUUGCGAAGAGGACGGGGAUGAGGUCUGGUCUGAUAGUGAGCACAACUUCCUGGACCCUUACAUAGGCGGGGUAGCAGUGGCACCAGCCCACGGCUCCAUCCUAAUCGAAUGUGCUCGUCGGGAACUACAUGCUACCACUCCACUCAAAAAGCCUGACCGCUCCCACCCCUCCCGCAUCUCCCUGGUCUUCUACCAGCACAAGAACCUCAACCAGCCCAUGCAUGGCCUGGCUCUUUGGGAGGCCAAAAUGAAGCUGCUGGCAGAGCGAGCACUGCAGAGGCAGCAGGAAGCAGCUCUCCUUGGCCUCUCCCAGGAGGAUAUCAAGACACUCGGGAAGAAACGCAAGUGGGGCGCUACGGCGGCAGGCGCUAGUCCAGGACCUGGACAAUCUAAAGACAAGAAGGAGGGGCCGGUGACGCGGUUAUCCCCCUCGUUCUACACCACCUCUACGGUUACUGUGUCUCCCUAUGCCUCCACCGUCGUCACGGGGCCCUACAGCCACUUUGUGUGAGGACACAUAGACACAGAGUGACUGAUAGCUACAGAGUGGUGCAGUGGAGGGCUGGAGAGAGAGCACUGAGCAGAAUCAAUGUCUCUCAGCCGUCCCGCAGUCUGGCAUCCCUCCAUCCUGCCUCCCUCUACAGUCCACUUGGAGGAGGGGGACAUUUUUAUUGUUUUUUACCUCAUGUCAGGCAGUGGUUUGGGCUUCAGACACACUGCCUGUGGUGCUCUUCCUCUCUUUUCCCCGGAGAGGAACUCCAUUGCUUUUUCUUGUUUAUAGAAUUUUAAUGAUUCUAAUUAUUGCUAUUAUUAUCAAUAUUAUUAUGAUUGUUACUGUCAAUGUUGUUAUUACAGGUAUUAUUAUGAUGAAGACUUGUUUUUUUUUAAUUAUUGCUCUUUUCAUUAAUGUUAUUAUUAAUAAGGUGACCUGUUUUGUUUUGUUUUUAUAUUUUUGUUAAAUCAAUCAGUCUGAGUUUGACAGACUUGGACACUUGCUUUUUCCAUGUUUGGAAAACAUGCACCCUUCCCCCCCACUUGACUUUGUUCUUAUCAAUCUUAAAGCUGUACUUAGAUUAAGGAGGAGCCAUUAUCUCCCUGAUACGGCAGAAAAAUCAACAAUAUAGUCACCACAAUCAUUUCUUUUAGUUUAUAAAGCCAUUUCUGGGCCUUUUUAAAGAAUAAUCACAAUAAUCACCAUUAUGAAGAUCCUGAUCAAAAGCUUUGAUUUUUAAUGAAUCAGUACCAGCAUCACCACUGUCAAAUACGCCACUGACAGUAUGUUUUUUCAUUAUAGCAAACAACCAUCUACACAAAUAUUACAAAAGAUAAGAGUAAGGAGGGAAAUCACCAAAGCCCUUUUGCUCCAGGCACCUAGAAAAAGCGCAGCGAUUGGUUUCAAGUGUCAUGCUGAAGGAAGAAAAUGGUCCCCGGGCUCAGAAUAACUCUUAACCAUUACUGCGAGAAACCUUUGCAGCUUGCCUUGUCGUGAUGAUGAGAUGAUGCGCUCCUCCUACUCUCCCUUCUAGCUUCUGACUGGUGCUCAGCUUCCUGCUCUGAUCGAUUUCCAUUCCGCUACUCUUCAUGGCACUCGAUGCUGUAUUUAGGUGCUCUAACUCAAAUUUGGCUCAAGUAGUAUUUGCAACUAAAAAGUUUGUGUUGGUGGGAUACCAGAACACUGGGAUUUACUGCUUUUAACACAAAGGUGCAGAACUUGUGUCGUGCUAGGGAAAGGUCCUAACGAGUUAUCUCACAGAAGCUUUCCUGUGCUCUGUGCGGAGAACUGAAGUUCUCACACCCGGUGCUCCACAGAGGCCAAAACAAGCGAUACUACUUGUGUAAGCCAUUUAACCCAGAUCUGCUAUUCCCACAGGUGGCACUCUUUUAUCUUCCUAUAACAUUCAAGUAGGAGUGAGCACUUCCCAGUGUAAACUCUAGAGGGCAGCGUCGACUGCUGUUUCAAAGUGGUGUGUACAAACAAACCUAUAAGCACUUGGGAUUCAUUUAGAUGGCAGCCUUGUCUCAUUGUUGCUUUAACCAUCCAUGGCCACUAGAGGGGGCUAUCCACCCUGCUCGCUGACCAUAGAUUGGACUUGAUAAAACAGCUGAAGGCAAAGCUGACAUUAAAAAUGUGCCACAGAUGUGAACCGGAAACCCAUCGUGGGUUAGAGCAGCAGGAAACAGUGUUGGGACAGCAGUGCUUUUGGUGCUCACACACACACUCUGGUGCUCUCCUAUUACACUUGAUUUACUGUGAAGGGCCCACUCCUUUCUCUGCAUGGUGCUGUCAUCUUUGAGCAGAGUGAGGCGUGUCCUUCUGCAGGCACCUUGUCACCGCAGAGCCAGCCAAUCAAAAUGGCCACCGUGUGGUUCAGCUCCACAUUGGGCUCAAAAACUGGUUUCCUUUAGAGGAGUUAUUAUUUUAUUUUAUUUUUUGCAGUUUGUUGUGGCAUGUAGUGAUUUUUGUCUCAAACGAAAAGAAAAGUACACUGUACAGGGCAGAGAAAGCACAGUCAUUCACUGCAUUUCUUGGUAACCCAUUUAGCAGUGCUUUUCACAGAGAAAAUAGUACUGAGAGAUAAAAGGGAAACCGUAGAAAAUUUCUGUAGCUUCCAGGGUUUGGCGCCGAACGUGAGCGCAACAGAUCGAUGAAUCUCUCACUUUGCGUGCGUGUGUGUCUGAAAAGAGCCAAAGAGAGAGACUAUUUGAUAGCCUGGUGAGAGUCCUGUAAAUCGCUCGUUUUUAUUUUCCUUUGUGGUCACAUGGUUCACCUGCAACAUGUGUCAGAAAUGAAAAUGAGAGACUGCUGAUGCAAGCCGACUCCCAGCUGCUGGGCGGUCGUUUGGGCCAAGGCCCUGGUCAUCUGUGAAAGACCCUGUUACCUCUCCCGAUUUUCUCCAGCUCUCUACCUCACGCUGUAGAGACACUGGUCACAAUCACGACUUGCUACUGAGGGCAGAGAAUCAUGCAUGUCCCUUUGUGUGCUCUAGAUCUCCACACUCAUUUUAACCUGCUUCUUUUUUUUUUUUACUCUUAUUUAUUACUACAUGGUGAUAAUGAUAAUGAUUGUCUUUGAUGUUAUUGUUUUUUUUCAUCAUUUUUUAUAUAGCUAAUACAAAUUGUACAUAAAGAAGAAAAGAUUUAUAAAAGCACUUUUAAUCUUGAUUUUAAUGACACAGAAAGAGCCGAUUAUUGACAACUUGAAGCUUCUUUUUUUUAAAAUUUCCUCAAGAGAGAGAUAAAAAAUGUAAAUAUCAAACUAUUUAGGUAAGAUUAUUUAACUUGUGAGGAAAGUAACAAAACCACGAAUGACAUGGGGGUAUUUUUGAAGUCUCUGACAGCCCUGAACAUCAGUAAACAACACUUGGCCCCAAUGUGUUGUGUGCAAAUCUGUGCUUAGUCACUCUGCUGUUUUUGCUUUCCUAAUACUGUACCCCCUGUCGGCAUGCGACUGACAGAGCCCCAGAAAUUUCUGAAAACGAUUUAGUCAGCCCAAUUCUGUAACAUGAAACCACACUCAGCUGACUCACUGGCAACAGUAAAGCGAAAAUAAGAGAUCCCCCGUGUUGCAGUUGUGCUAAUGUAUGAAUUUAGAGUUUUAGCUUGACAGCUUUCAGUUGUUGUUAUUUUCAAUUUUGUUGACAUUCUCAAACUCUGUGACAGAUUCAUGACAGCAUCGUAUUUAAAAAAAAAACCCCAAACAAAUGCCAAAAUCUGAAUAAUGUGAUUCCCACAUUCCCACGAGCGUGAUAAGAGUUACCUCUUGGCUAGUUUACUAGCUUGACUUAAGCAGCUGAUUAGCUUAGCUUAGCAUAUUGGCUGAAAACAUGGGGAAACAGCUAGCCUAACUAAAAUCAAACUGCCGGCACUUUAAACCUCUUUAACACACGUUAAGUAAGGUUUGUCAACACCAUUGUCACAUUGGUUUUACAGGGGGUUACAUCCCAGGCUAACAAGACCACCAGCAGAUAUUUCAUAAAAAAUAAAAAAGAAUCACUGCUUCCAGCCUGGAAACAGUCUGGUACAAAGUCCUCUGAAAAGAAAAAAAAAAAACAAAAAAGAAACAGAAAACAGAGUGAGCUUUAAAGCUGCUGGCGGGCAGAUUUUGUUACCUAUGUUGCUUCCUGUGUGCCCGGUCUUUAUGCUGAUCUCAGCUGUCUGAUAGCUGCGGCUUCAUAUUUAUCAUACAGACGUUAGAACAGUACAGAGUUUUUCUUCUGAGUGUCAACAGGAGAGAGAAUGGGAAGUUUUUCAAUGAUGAACUAUUAUUUACUAUCAAACACCCCCCCCUAUAACUAUACUGACUGCCACGGAGCCAGUCUGAGGUGAAACAUUGGGCGACGCUUUAAUGAGUUACUGCCCAGCAGUCUUUGUCAGUUGUGUUACCACCGCCCUGCUUGCUUAGAUGUGUCAUCAUUAUUAUUCGCUUCAGCUUUUGUAAUAACCAAGUAUGCACGUGGCAGAAAAAUCACAGCUCCACCGCGGAAGACUGCAGAUCUUUCAUUUGCCAUGAUAAUUAGGUGACCCACGCCAUGUCUAACAGUAGUUUGAUAGUGCAGUAACAAGACCCAUUUUACUUAUUGAGCUUAAGACUUGCCCAUAUAUUAGUCACACACACACACACACACACACACACACAACACAAACAAUUACCGAAACAACAAAAGGGUGCUGAGGAUAUGGUGCAUAUGAUAUCUUGGUGACUUUGUACAUUUCUAAAUGCUUCAUAACUUUGGUGGAUGGUUCUCAUGAGAGGCACCACCUCCCAAGCGGACAAGUACUGAGAUCCUGGGGGGUGAGUCGGUUCAGUCGGUGCUAUGAUGCUAUACCUUAAAAAUUCACUGUGUUAAAAAAAAUACAAAAAAGGAAAAAAAAGCGAGGGAUAAAUAAUUACCACAAAUAUUUUUCUGAGCUCUUCGAAUGUCAAGAGAACUAUACUUUUGAUUAAAGCAGUUUCACAGGAAGGGAAGCUGCCCUGGUGCUGACUUUAUGAAAAGUCUUUUGUUACAACGCUACAAAUUUACAUCUCUUUUUGAGGGCAGGUGGUGCACUCAAACUGUUGAUUACAUUCUCUAUUAAUCUUCAUUCCAUACUGUACUUGAAUUCAUUUAAAAUAGGACGAGAUAUAGAAUCAUAUUAUAUGAAGACUGUUAGCUGGGUUUUACAUUUGGUACUGUGCAAGUACCAGAGGCUAUUCAAAAGAUCUUUUGAGUAUGUUGUACAUGUUCAUGUUAACUGAAUGCUAAGAUAUUUGAACGACACAAAAA